AUGGUCUAUCCAGAGAUAAAACGUGUCACUUUAAAGUUCCCUCAAGAACUACCUAAAGAGGAUCCUACUAAAAUAAUUGCAUAUAUCAGCAGAGAUGUUAAUCUAACAAAUCAGGUAGAGAAAGCUCUAGCUGUAUUUGAAGAGAGAUGUAAUUACUUGAAGCCUGAUUAUUUUCUUGAGGAUGACAAUCUCCGUCGUUUGCGUAUUACUGGCAACCCGGGAGUUGGAAAAACCUUCUUUGUGAAGAAACCGUUUAUAGAUAAUGUUUAUGAAUUCAAGGAUCUUCCGGGAAAAAGAGAAGCGUGGUAUAUUGUGGAUAGUCGAAAACCAUCAGAAUUUCAUGCCAAGAUGAUUGUCGUCUGUUCACCCCAGAAGCGUUACUAUCAUACAUUUGACAAUCUUGGUACGGUUGUUCGGUAUGUGACAGUGUGGUCUCGUGCGGAAAUUGAGAAAAUAAUAUUGGACUUUGUUGGCGAAAGCACAGAUGAUAAUGGCAGCAGCUGCAGACUUGUACAUAUCCGUACAAAUGUACCACAAGUAUGUAGAAGAAAAAAAACUUCCUUAAUAACUAAACCAGAUAAGGGAAAGGUGGCGCAUCAAUUAAACCAGAAAUAG
This is a messenger RNA of Entrophospora candida, 615 nucleotides long. NCBI's taxonomy places the organism in Eukaryota, Fungi, Glomeromycota, Glomeromycetes, Entrophosporales, Entrophosporaceae. The record is from the annotation of a GenBank genome assembly.